Molecule: messenger RNA, 4307 nt
Organism: Paramuricea clavata
Lineage: Eukaryota; Metazoa; Cnidaria; Anthozoa; Malacalcyonacea; Plexauridae
Source: the annotation of a GenBank genome assembly
AUUAGUGAAGAGACGUGGAAAGGUCAAGGCACUCCAGGAUGCAAUUGACCGUAAGAUCUCAAUCUGCCAGUAACAUGCAACAUUUCACCAUGACAAAUUAUUUGAAAAGUCUGUUUAGAGAGAUAUCUUCAUUAGAGAGUGUUUGUAUUAGAGAGAUGUUUGUAUUAGGGAGAUAUCUGUAUUAGAGAGAUGUCUGUAUUAGAGAGGUGUCUUCAUUAGAGAAUGUUUGUGUUAGAGAGAUUUCUGUAUUAGGGAGAUGUCUGUAUUAGAGAGGUGUCUGUAUUAGAGAGUGUUUGUAUUAGAGAAAUGUCUGUAUUAGAGAGGUGUCUGUAUUAGAGAGGUGUCUGUUUUAGAGAGAUGUCUGUAUUAGAGAGAUGUCUGUAUUAGAGAGAUGUCUGUAUUAGAGAGAUGUCUGUAUUAGAGAGAUGUCUGUAUUAGAGAGAUGUCUAUAUUAGAGAGAUGUCUGUAUUAGAGAGGUGUCUUUAUUAGAGAGAUGUCUGUAUUAGAGAGAUGUCUGUAUUAGAGAGGUGUCUGUAUUAGAGAGGUGUCUGUAUUAGAGAGAUGUCUGUAUUAGAGAGGUGUCUGUAUUAGAGAGGUGUCUGUUUUAGAGAGAUGUCUGUAUUAGAGAGAUGUCUGUAUUAGAGAGAUGUCUGUAUUAGAGAGAUGUCUGUAUUAGAGAGGUGUCUGUAUUAGAGAGAUGUCUAUAUUAGAGAGAUGUCUGUAUUAGAGAGGUGUCUUUAUUAGAGUGUGUUUGUAUUAGAGCUGAGAUGUCUUUAUUAGACGCAUGUCUGUAUUAGAGAGAUGUCUGUAUUACAGAGAUGUCUUUAUUAGAGAGAUGUCUGUAUUAGAGAGAUGUCUGUAUUAGAGAGAUGUCUUUAUUAGAGAGAUGUCUUUAUUAGAGAGUGUUUGUAUUAGAGAGGGGUCCAUAUUAGAGAGGUGUCUUUAUUAGAGAGUGUUUGUAUUAGAGAGGGGUCCAUAUUAGAGAGGUGUCUUUAUUAGAGAGUGUUUGUAUUAGAGAGGGGUCCAUAUUAGAGAGAUGUCUGUAUUAGAGAGUGUUUGUAUUAGAUAGGGGUCCAUAUUAGAGAGGUGUCUUUAUUAGAGAGUGUUUGUAUUAGAGAGGGGUCCAUAUUAGAGAGUGUAUGUAUUAGAUAGUGUUUGUAUUAGAGAGUGUUUGUAUUAGAUAGGGGUCCAUAUUAGAGAGGUGUCUUUAUUAGAGAGAUGUCUGUAUUAGAGAGGGGUCCAUAUUAGAGAGAUGUCUGUAUUAGAGAGUGUUUGUAUUAGAGAGGGGUCCAUAUUAGAGAGUGUCUGUAUUAGAGAGAUGCCCAUAUUAGAGAACUUGUGUCUUUACAGAGGUGUCUAUAUUAUAUAGAGAGGUGUCUUUAUUAGAGAGGUAUCCACAUUAGAGAGAUUAGUUUGUACUUUGAUUUAAUUUGUUGUAACUGAAAAGCAUUCACUUUAGAUUUACAAGAUGUAAAUUUUGAUGAGAAAUUUGACAUUCAUUUUGGUAUUGCUCACACAAGAUGGGCAACACACGGCGUCCCAAAUGAAGUGAACAGUCACCCGCACAGAUCUUCUCAUGAGAAUGGUAAGAGACACAGUAUUAAAUAAUUAGGAUUGUGGUCUAAUGGAUUAGCCUAUUGAGUGGCAGCACUCUACCCCUGACAAGUAAAAUCAUCUGGCAUUAGACAUUGCCACUUAAAGGGUUAACAGGAGCCCCAAAUAUAAGCCACCCAACUAUAACUCCCCUCAAAAUUUAAGCCCCCCCCCCCCCAAAUUUAAGCCCCACCCCCAACUAUAAUAUUGCACAUGUGGAUUGAACAUUUAAUUUUAUUUUUGCAGAAUUUAUUGUCAUUCACAAUGGCAUUAUCACAAAUUUCAAAGACAUUAAAACAUUUCUGGUAAGAUUUUUUCUGUGUUGCUGUUGUGUACUCAGGUGAAUAUGAUGUUUGUGGUGUUACUCUGAGUGUAUAUCCACACCAGGUGAGCUUGAAAAAUAUGCCCGGCCACGGUGGGAAUCGAACCUAUGACCUUUGGAAUACCAGCCCAAUGCUCUGCCAACUGAGCUACGCGGUCAGACAGAGCAUUGGCAGAGCAUUGGGCUGGUAUUCCAAAGGUCGUAGGUUCGAUUCCCACCGUGGCAUAUUUUUCAAGCUUGCCCAGUGUGGAUAUACACUCAGAGUAACAUCACAAACAUAACAUUCCUGGUAAGUUCUCCCUUAGUAUCACAGUGGGUUGAGGUGCAUGCAGCUUUCAUCUCCAUAGCUUGGUUUACACUGUCAAAGUUUCUGUGAUCACAGUAGGAAUUUUGGAUAUGUGAAUUCUAAGUUUUGAAGGAUUUAUAAGAAAUGUUUAAGGGACUUGACUUAAUGUUUAACACUGAGUCAGGUCCCUCAAACAUUUUUCUUACAAAUCCAUCAAAAUGUAGGAUUUACAUAUCCAAAAUUCUUACUGUGAUCACAGAAAUUUCGAUUCAGGGUUCAAUUCCUUCAGUAUAUAUAUUGUGCUGUAAUUGUUUGAUUAUUUGUCCAUUUUUUUCUUCUAGCAAAGCAAGGGAUACAAAUUUGAGUCGGAAACAGACACAGAAGUGAUCCCAAAACUGGCGAAAUAUUUGUAUGAGAAAUCAGUAAGUUUACAUCCACAUUUGCUGAAGUAUCACCUAGCUGGACUUGAUUCAGGUAUCAUUGAUUUGAAAGAGCACACUAUGGUGUCAACUAGGCUACUCUGAUGGUGCAAUGUUUGUUUAUAGAAUGAAGAGGAAGGGACCUUGUGUUUUAGAGAAUUAGUUGAACUUGUUGUUAAACAACUGGUAAGAUGGUAUCAAUAUAAAAUACUGUUCACACCUCUAUCAUCACCAUCAUCACUACCAUUCUCACCACCAUCACCAUCAUCAUCACCACCAUCAUCACCAUCACCAUCGUCACCAUCAUCACCAUCAUCAUCACCAUCAUCAUCCCAUCAUCACCAUCAUCACCAUCAUCACCAUCAUCAUCACCAUCAUCAUCAUCAUUACCACCAUCACCAUCAUCACCAUCAUCACCAUCAUCACCAUCAUCACCAUCAUCACCAUCAUCACCAUCACCAUCAUCAUUACCAUUCUCAUUACCAUCAUCAUCAUCACUACCACCAUCACCACUCAAAGUCAUCCAUACUUAUUCUUAGGAAGGUGCUUUUGCUUUGGUCUUUAAAAGUCUUCACUUCCCUGGCCAGUGCGUGGUAGCAAGGUUUGUCAAUUGGAAAAUAUUUCUUAAACUAUUCACUAUCUACAAGGCUCCUUCUUGACUGGAUGUGUUAUCUUUAUUUAGACGUGGUAGUCCUUUACUUAUUGCAAUAAAGAGCAAAUCACCGCUCACUGUUGAUAAAGUACCAAUUUUGUAUAGUGAAGGUAUACAAUCAUGUAGAUAUUAUUUUUGGUUGAUAAUCUGCAUUUCAAGACUGUUACAGUAUUUUUGUUGAAAACAAACCAUAUGUUGUUACUUUACUACUGAGAACUAAGAAUUUGAACGUAAUCUUCUCACUCUGAUAACCGCAGUUAGACCAUCAUCUGUUUUAUAACUAUACUGCUUAACCUUUUAAGUGGCAUUGCUCCUCAAUUCGUCCUGCUUUGGUGCUUUACCCUGUCCUAAUAACAGACGAUUUACAACUAAAGGGGAACUCUCAUAUUUUGUGUGGUUUGAUUUUUGUAGAUAGUCCAAUGAAGUUGUCUCGAAGUGCCAGUCUUGACAGCAUGGGCAGCACUAGCUCAAUGUAUUAUAAUAUCACUGAAGGAACAGCUAUUGAAUAUUUCUUUGCCUCAGAUGCUAGGUAAGAUAUCCACUAUCAAUAAAGUUAAUUUAUAGUAACACUGGAUCAGUAAGAGAUGAUUCUUACUGGACCUCUAUGGAGAACAGUUUAGAACUGAUAGAACUAUCCACUAUAAAUAAAAUUUAGGUUUCCUCCUGUAGUAAAAUUGUUUCUGUUCCAGUGCUGUAAUAGAACACACCAAUCGAGUGAUCUAUCUUGAAGAUAACGAUGUAGCAGCGGUAGUGGACGGAAGUAAGAACUUUGUAAUAUUUUAGAAUCACUCAAGUCUUUGGCUUGGAAUUAUGCCAGCACCGCGUGUUACUGUGUAAUUGGCAAGGAAUAGAGAAUAAUCAUUCCCAUUAUUAUGAGAACUGAAUGAUAAAUUGUUCGAUUGUUUAGGUCUUUCCAUUCAUCGUUUAAAGAAAGAAGAGAAGACAGAUGGAGUGAUGCAUCGCGAGAUUCAAACUUUACAAAUGGAACUACAACAGAUUAUGAAAGGUAGUGUGGGGUAGAGGUAGGAAAAUGUG